Molecule: messenger RNA, 1204 nt
Organism: Alternaria rosae
Lineage: Eukaryota; Fungi; Ascomycota; Dothideomycetes; Pleosporales; Pleosporaceae
Product: Ctr copper transporter-like protein
Exons: 2
Coding region: 456-1040 (194 amino acids)
Biological process (GO): intracellular copper ion homeostasis; copper ion transmembrane transport
Cellular component (GO): plasma membrane
Molecular function (GO): copper ion transmembrane transporter activity
Source: RefSeq, a predicted model, not a curated record
CAGCGUGCCAUGACCCAUAGAACGCGCAUGGAUGGGAUCUUUCCGUAGCUGCGAGAUUUGCCUGUCUUACAUGUAGGCGGGAAGGCGUUGCCGAGAAAUGUGCUCACAUGCCCCGACGCUUCACGCCUCAGCCCAGACUUGACCAUUUCUUGAGUGUCGCAACAUCUUGCGCAUUCACUGCACUUGUAUACACUGCAACACGAAACCAGCGCCUCCAGGUCGUGCAUUCAUGCUGAGGCGCCUUCAUCUUUACGCAACUGGAACCAGCGAACGCGCAACCCCACAGCGUACCGAGAAGUCUUAAGCGAUCGCCUGCCCCAGGACUAAGAGAGCAGUCUGGAACUCGGUACCUAUUCUUCGAUCCCUAAUCACCCCGCGCGACCUGAACGGAACUCGUCCUGAGCCAUCAACAGAAACCCUCUCAUCAGCUACACACACACGUCGAACUCAUCACCAUGGUUGCUCACGAGGGUCACGACAUGGCUAUGGAUUCGAUGGAUAUGGGCGGCAUGUCCAUGGGCACUUCCUCACAUGGCGGCAUGGCAAUGGCGUUCGUCACGUCAACGACCACUCCUUUAUACUCCGAGGCAUGGACCCCGACGACUGCUGGUCAAUACGCAGGGACAUGCAUCUUCCUCAUUUUCCUGUCCAUAAUCCUUCGCGCCCUCUUCACAGCAAAGACAUUCCUUGAGGUCAGGGCAGUCAAGAGCGCGCUGAAGCGACGCUAUAUCGUUGUUGCCGGCGAGAAAGCGGUUGUCGACAGCGCUGCAGACGACACCAACUCGAUGACCGGCGUUCUCACAACAAACGGUGUCCAGGAGGAUGUGCGCAUCAUUUCGGCGCCGGUCUCUCAUAUUCAGCCAUGGAGAUUCAGUAUCGACCUGCCCCGGGCACUAUUGAUGACAGUCGUGGCCGGUGUCGGAUAUCUCCUUAUGUUGGCAGUCAUGACUUACAAUGUUGGGUACUUCUUGUCUGUGCUAGCAGGUGCGUUUGUUGGCGAGCUGGCAUUUGGCAGGUUCAAUCAAGUUGCGGCGCACUGAGGUUUAGACUUGUAUUCUACCAUUCAUAUCAUUAAAAAAAGCCCUUGUAGCACUUGAAAUUCAUCUUAAUACCCCAGAUACAUGCAUUCCCAAACAAGGUUUCUCAACACUUCGUAUUCAUUCAAUCACCAGAAGCUUCCUCGCAGAACCCCGUGGGGCGCACA